AUGCUAGCAACAUUUCCACUGGGCCUGGGAGAUGGACAGCUCUAUACCUGGACAGAUGGCUUGAAAAGAAAGGACUGGCAUAACUAUGAAAGUAUUCAGAAAGAUGCUAUGCGUACAGGGAAAGGUGAGCAUGGAAAGCCAUAUCCUCUAACGGAGGAUGACCGAGAUGAUUCUGCUUAUAGGGAGAAUGGCUUCAACAUACUUGUUAGUAACAACAUAGCCCUGGAACGAUCACUGCCAGACAUUCGACAUCCAAACUGUAAGCACAAGAUAUACUUGGAAAAGUUGCCGAAUACUAGCAUAAUUAUCCCAUUUCAUAACGAAGGAUGGACUUCACUCUUGAGAACCAUAUACAGCAUUAUCAACCGGACUCCAGACAUCCUUAUAGCUGAAAUCAUUCUUGUGGAUGACUUCAGUGACAGAGAACACUUGAAAGAGAAGUUGGAGGAGUACAUGGCCCGUUUCACCAAAGUGAGGAUUGUGCGCACCAAGAAACGAGAAGGGCUGAUUCGGACCAGAUUGCUAGGAGCCUCGAUGGCUAAAGGAGAAGUCUUGACGUUCCUGGAUUCCCAUUGUGAAGUCAACGUGAAUUGGCUGCCUCCAUUGCUUAACCAGAUUGCACUAAACCGCAAAACCAUUGUGUGUCCCAUGAUCGAUGUCAUUGACCACAAUCACUUUGGCUAUGAGGCACAGGCGGGGGAUGCCAUGCGAGGAGCCUUCGACUGGGAAAUGUACUACAAAAGAAUACCAAUUCCUCCAGAGCUCCAGAGGUCUGAUCCCAGUGACCCCUUUGAGUAA
This is a messenger RNA of Chelonoidis abingdonii (Abingdon island giant tortoise), 798 nucleotides long. The record is from RefSeq and is a predicted model, not a curated record. NCBI's taxonomy places the organism in Eukaryota, Metazoa, Chordata, Testudines, Testudinidae.